Peniophora sp. CBMAI 1063 is the source of this 2730-nucleotide messenger RNA. Lineage: Eukaryota; Fungi; Basidiomycota; Agaricomycetes; Russulales; Peniophoraceae. The record is from the annotation of a GenBank genome assembly.
AUGGCUGGGUUCGAGUUCAAGCCAGGCAGGGAGUACAGGGGCAUCAAGAGGCGAGCAAAGCCCGCGCCCCCCGCACCAGAGUUCUCCAGCGCCACGGACGCGAUCUCCGCGCCACCCAGCACGCCCGCCGCACCCGCUGCGCCACCCGCACUCUCUGCACCCAUCCCACAGCCCUCUGCGCUAACCUCGCCGCCUCCCGCUCCCUCUCCGCCCUCCCCGCCAACUUCCACUCCCACCUCGCCGCCUCAAUCAACUCCCCCAACCGAGCACUUCCCGGGAGGGUAUGCAUUCGUCGUUCUGCACAGCAACGACGAAGCUCUCGUGUGUUAUAACACGACUUAUGCUCCCCCGGAUGCUCACGUCAACGAGGACAGUGGCGGAGUCUUUACGGGCGAGGAUGGCUGGUGGAGCCACUAUGAGUGGUCGCUCAUGCCGACACUCUUCGAUCACGAGUCUCCGCACCUUGCUUUGUGCGAGGUCCACGAAGGCGAGGCGUUGGUCGGCAACGCCAUGUUCGGCGAGCUCACUUCGGCUCAUCUGGAGGCCCAGGAGGAGCCCAGGACGGCGUACACGAUGGCUGAGAAGGUGCACAAGUCCAUCGGCUUUCGCGUUCGGCAGCUUCGCAGGAUGUUCGACGUCGUUGCGUCCAUCUUCCGCUCCGCCUUCACCGACAAGAGCCAGAAACUCUUCGAGACGCUCGACGCUCAGACCCAAGCCCUUCUCCGCAAGGCCGUCAUUCCGACCGAGCAGGCGCUCUCCAUGACCCAGCUGUGGGGUGGGCUGCGCUGGUACGGGAUCGAGCACGCCGCGGACUGGAAGGCUUGCUGGCGGGCGUUCCACCGCGCCUUCUCCGACACCUCGGCGUUCGUCGACAUGUGCGCCGCCCUGCUGCCAGCUGGACUACCCUUUGGCGAUGCAGACCAAAUCCUGGGCAUGCUUCGCGAGCAGCGACAGGCUCAGGACCAGAAGCCUGGUGUAUCUCGGCGCGGCGUUAUCCUCGCCGGCACAGACAUACGUGACUACCACGCCAUCUACAUGCGCUUGAACGUACCAGUCUAUUGCCUGGUGCUGCAAUCGCAGCUCACCGUCGCUCGCGAACUUAUUCGGCCGGCAGGCUCCUUCCGCUGCAGCACAAAGUCGUGUGACGCAUCCGGCAAUAUCUCCGAGCGAGGCUUGCCCUCCAUCUGCUAUCCCCCUGCGGGUGUCGGCUGGGUUGAGUUUGAGCGCAUCGCUCGCGGAAUUCUCGCACGGCGGCGCGAGGCGGCGCUGAAAACGGCUGAGCUAGAGCUCGCCAACCAGAAGAAGCGGAAACGCCAGGAGCUUGUUGCCGCCAUGCGUCAAGACAAACGCGAGCAGGAGUUCCGGGAGGCGCACCCGGCGAUGACAAUAUCCGCCGAGAUCUACAAGGCCGUCGCCUGGUACUCUCCCGCCCUACGCUCUUACUUCGACCGGCAGCGGAAGGGUAAGGAGACGCAGCACCGCUUCGCUCCCUCCAAACUUGCUGCCUUCGUUGAGGGUGUCCGGCGCGCAAUGGAGACCCCGCAGACCGCGCAGCACACUGGGCCGCGGAGCAUGUUCUUCCCGACAGUCGAGCAAUUCCUGUCAGUCAACCGCUUACGCUUAGCGCGUAUGCUCACGAUGUUCGUGUGGCUGCUGCCCACAUUCCACGCACGCGUGGUGCUCGCGCGUACCGAACCUCAGCAAGUGCGCCGGUGGGGCACCAAAGACAUCAAAGGGAUCCUCGGUGGCGAGCAUUUCGUGCCGAGCUACAUCAAGAACAAGUACGAAUCUUUCUGGAGCAAUCCGAACGAGUUUUGGCAGCAUGGCGGCGCAGAUCUCUGGGGUCAGGAGGAGGCCAAGCGCCUCAAACAGCCAGGCGCUCUUCCUCAGCUGGGCAGGCUACCUUGCGGACACGAGGCGACCGUCGACUACAUAUUCAAGAACGACGCAGUAGCGGAGAGUUUGCUCGUGUCGAUCGGGCAGCUGGACGCGCUCUAUUCCCUUGUGCGAAUGGCCAAGCCGACAUCUCUCAAGCAGGCUGGGCUUCCGCUCGUCGAGGAGCCUCGACAGGCCAUAUACGCAAACGGCUACGACGCUAGCCGCGUGGCCAAGAAGCACGUCGGAAAGGCCGGCCUUGCGAACACCGCCGCGGCAGACUUGUCUGACAUGCGCAAGGGCAGGAACGCGCCCGAUCCCUUCCAGCACCGCACGCCCUCGAUUGCGGAGUUCAAUCGGGCGACGAGUAAUACGGUGCUGGGACUGAUUCGACGCAUCGUUAUGCACAAGGGCUUCAUCGCGCCAUCUGGAUGGCCGACGCUGUGGGACGCAGGAACGAGCAUGGAGAAGGAGCGCAGGGCAUGGCUCUUCGACUUCAAGAUCUUCUUGAUCCAGCAUGCCGUGUAUGGCGAAAAGAUCGACGAGGAGAUGCAGAAGACUUCCGUCCACAGCUGGCUGUCGACGAACGAGCUCCGGGCAAAGUGGCAUCCGCCAUCGCUCAACGCUGGGAAGCAGAGCGAGCUCGAGGAGCACCUGUUCUGGCGCUACUCCCUCACGGCGAUGAACUGCGGUCUCCCGCCGCCUGCUUUUUAUCACGAGCAUCAUUCGGGCGAGCCCGCCAAGUGUGCGCUGUGCAAUGCACCGCCAACAGUUCCCGACGGCGCUUACAUGGACCACGACUUGGACAACGAGGACGAGGACUGGGAGUACCCGAGGGGCUGGAACGAGCAAUAG